This is a messenger RNA of Vigna umbellata (rice bean), 835 nucleotides long. Its product is annotated as small ribosomal subunit protein eS10z-like. Gene Ontology annotation, molecular function: RNA binding; structural constituent of ribosome. Gene Ontology annotation, cellular component: cytosolic small ribosomal subunit. The record is from RefSeq and is a predicted model, not a curated record. NCBI's taxonomy places the organism in Eukaryota, Viridiplantae, Streptophyta, Magnoliopsida, Fabales, Fabaceae.
AUGAAUAGGCCCAUUUAAUACGAAAAAUCGAUCAAGUUAGAAUUUAGGGUUUAUAGACAAGAAGGCAGCAAAGAUAACAGUGUCGACGCCGAGCUCUGUUUCCUAGCCUCCGUAUCUUCAUCAUCCACCUUCGCACACAAUGAUUAUCCCGGAGAAGAACCGUAAGGAGAUCUGCAAGUACCUCUUCCAAGAGGGAGUUUGCUAUGCGAAGAAGGACUUCAAUUUGGCGAAGCACCCUGAGAUUGACGUGCCUAAUCUGCAGGUGAUAAAGCUGAUGCAGAGUUUCAAAUCUCGCGAGUACGUGAGGGAGACCUUUGCUUGGAUGCAUUACUACUGGUUCCUCACCAACGAUGGCAUAGAGUUUCUCAGAACUUAUCUUAACCUUCCUUCCGAAAUUGUCCCUGCCACUUUGAAGAAACAGGCCAAACCACCUGGCAGGCCCUUUGGCGGCCCAUCCGGUGAUCGCCCUAGGGGUCCACCACGCUUUGACGGCGAGCGUAGAUUUGGUGGUGAUCGUGAUGGGUACCGUGGAGGUCCCCGAGGCGGUGGGGAAUUUGGAGGAGACAAGGGAGGAGCUCCUGCUGAUUACAGACCCACUUUUGGGGGUCCUGGCGGAAGGCCUGGCUUUGGUCGUGGAUCUGGUGGUUUUGGAGCGCCAACCAGUUCCAAUCUUCCAUAAGGAUAAUGUUUUCUGUUUUAUUUUUUGUUUAAUUUUUUAGAGAAUGUGCCUGUAGUUGGAGUUAAUAGAUUACCCUCUCGUAUUGAUUGUUUUAUCAGCUUAAGAGUUUAUAUUCAGUUUUCGUUCAAUGAAUAUUUUGAAUUGAGUUUAUACUAA